Messenger RNA from Phyllostomus hastatus (greater spear-nosed bat), 1819 nucleotides. It is a transcript of the gene TCTA, whose product is annotated as T cell leukemia translocation altered. Lineage: Eukaryota; Metazoa; Chordata; Mammalia; Chiroptera; Phyllostomidae. The record is from RefSeq and is a predicted model, not a curated record. Bases 205 to 525 code for a protein of 106 amino acids. The transcript has 3 exons.
CACUCAUCCUUUAAGUCUGGGUGGGGCUGGGUGCGCGUGCGCAGUUUUAAUACUCCUCCCAAACUGCCAACUCUUCGCGCAGGCGAGUUAGGCUCGUUUUGCCUCUGUUUACGCGUGCGCCUUAACCGGUUUGGCCCCGGAAGACCAGACGCCUGCGCAGUGGGGACUGCGGUGACAGUCCUACGGGUGGGGCGCAGGCCAGUCAUGGCGGAGUCUUGGUCUGGGCAGUCCUUGCAGACUCUGCCGGCCACGGUGCUGGGGGCUCUGGGCGCCUUGGGUAGCGAGUUCCUGCGGGAGUGGGAGGCGCAGGACAUGCGCGUGACCCUCUUCAAGUUGCUGUUGCUGUGGUUGGUGUUAAGUCUCCUGGGCAUCCAGCUGGCUUGGGGGUUCUACGGGAGCACGGUGACCGGGCUGUAUCACCGCCCAGGUCUGGGCGGCCAGAACGGAUCCACACCUGAUGGCUCCACGCAUUUCCCUUCGUGGGAAACAGCUGCAAACGAACCUCUCAAAACCCACAGAGAAUAAGGGAAGGCAGCAGAGGGGUCUCCAGGGACAUCGUCGGGUCUGCUGGCUCCCACACUGGGUUCUACUGCUACCCAGACCCCAGGGAUGACUGCAGGGGGGUCAGGUUUGGGAGGCAGGGAGUACUCCAGUACUCACGGGGUUGGGCCUCCACUGCCCUUGGCCUUUCCUCCAGCAGCCCCAGGCGUUGGGCCAGUAAAGUGUUCGCCUCUGCCCUGAUCCGGGUGCCUUAAGGAGAGAAUGCUGCUCCUCCUCUCUCAGGGGUCAGUUCAGGAGAAGCCUCCGGGAAGGCCAGCAGUCCAUUUUCUCUCUCAGCUUUUCCUGCCCCCCCUCCCAUCCCCCUGGGAUGUGAGCCGAUAGAGACUUACCCCCCUGAGAGGAAGCCUGAGGUUGACCGGCUCUGGGAUUUGUAAGGGAAGUCCAUUUUCCCCUAAGCCCUAGGUUUUCCGAAUUUGGUUUUGCUGUUGUUGGCGGGGAGCCAGGAAUCUUGGCCUGGACACAACCUUAUACUCUGUGGUUACUUGCUCGGCCAGUCAAGUAUAAGACAGUGGGCAGCUGGCACCAUCCAGACAUGGAGGCACCAAACACCCACCUUCUUGGCCCACUCAGAGCUCUCCUGGUGUGAGCCAGACUACAGAAAUUAUCUUAUUGUGAGCAUCAUACUCAUAUUCCUCUCAGUUCUUCUUGGAGGGAAACCGGGUGCCUGAACAAGGCUGAGCCCCAGGGGGGACUUCCCACCUCCACCCCCACCACUUAAGUGCCCAUGGGGUUGUGGGUCUGUAGCCUGCCCCCUCCGAGAGAGUCUAGGCAGUCAGUGCAGGGCAGCCCCGUGCUGCCCUGCAGCCCCAUCACUUCCCAUGCUGACCUGGAACCACAGGAGCUUCAUCCGAACAGGGACUUGGCUCCUCCCCACCAGCACCAUCCGCACUCUUAAGAGUGCAGAGCCGCAGCCUGCGCGGGCACGCCACUUCCAAAGGGGUGGAUGGCAAGCGCCAGUUCCUGAAGGCAGUGUGGCCCUAGGUCCGUCUCCCUCCCUGUGCUUCUGCCUGCUGUUCCGUCUGAUGUCGCAUUUCCAUCUGGCAGCCUUUGCCUAGAUCGUCCGCGGCAGAGGUGCGCAGGGAGUGGGACUCCACUGAGCCCUGGCGCGGGCACUUACAGCAGAGGGGCCUUCCGGCUGGCAGGAUGGUGGUUUUGCCGCCCAGGUCCACCCACUGACACCACCACCACCACACAGUCAGGGUCUCCUGUUCCUCCCCGGGCUCAGCUGAGGAGGCGGCUUAUUAAAGAUGGAAGUGCA